AUCGUGAUAAAUAUACCGUUAAAGAACAAAGACCACUUCAGAAAAAGAAACGGACAUUUUGCACGUUGACACCAAAUCAGUGGCUUACGCUGCUGAGCACCUUCCUACUGCCGUUAGCGCUGGCAGCCUACGGUGUUAUAACGGCUCAACAAGAUGCAAAAGAAGCACAGUCUAAUCGGGAUUCGGAUAUUGAAGCAGCUGAUCAAAGACGUCGUGACGAUCUUGCAAAUGCAGCGGAACUUCGCUAUAGCAACGUCUUUGAUUCAUUCGUACUGUUCAUGUUUGAUUUAGAUAGACAGGGCUAUUUAAAUGAAGACAAGUUUCCUUGGAGUCAUGCUAAUGCACGUUUUAGAGCGGCCUAUUAUGAGCUGGAUGCACUGCGACGCGGUUGGUGUCUGCAAUUUCUAAAGCAGCAUGGUAUGAUCGGAACAUCAUUGGUUGAAAGUGUUGAUUCGAGACUAUCUGAAACAACAACGAGACUUGGUGAACAUGUAAUCAAGCUAACUGGUUUAAGCAUCGACAGCAUUUGUUUCAGAAGUGAAGCCGCAAAUGUAAGCAAGUUAGAUAUGAACGGCAUCCGAUUCGAUCUCUUAUUGAUGUCCAACACUUCAUUUGAAAACGUGAAUUUAGAUUCGACGACAUACACCGGCUCUCGAGUAAGCCAGGUGAUGCUUCAACAUUCCAC
Molecule: messenger RNA, 685 nt
Organism: Didymodactylos carnosus
Lineage: Eukaryota; Metazoa; Rotifera; Eurotatoria; Philodinida; Philodinidae
Source: the annotation of a GenBank genome assembly